Molecule: messenger RNA, 1456 nt
Organism: Punica granatum (pomegranate)
Lineage: Eukaryota; Viridiplantae; Streptophyta; Magnoliopsida; Myrtales; Lythraceae
Source: RefSeq, a predicted model, not a curated record
AGGAGAGGGCCCCCCUUCCUUUUCCUUUCCAUUGGUCCUCCUCCUCCUUUUGUGCUCUGCUUCUGCCCAGGAGAGAGCAAGACCCGACACGGCAAAGCUUCAAACUUUCAGUUUUUACAACCCUCGAUCGUAUCAUUGGCUCAACUCCGACUUUGCCGGGAUUUCUCCCGGAGAUUUUGGCGGGAUCCUUCCUCACAUAUCUCUUCGGCUUGCUUGGUCAGAUUUUGGUGAUUUAUGCAUUGCUGGCAACUGCUCGUCAAACUGAUUAACGUUGAACCCUUCAUCUUCCCAAAUCCAGCUGAAUUUGUGUUUGAUACUCCUUUCAGAAGGCCUUGUAUUGGGAUUACAUUAUUUGAGAGGUCAAUUACCAAUAUAUCAAGAAUAUUGUUGAGAACUCAUCUGUUGUUGAAUGUUCAACACUUAGAACCUGGUUCCAGUGAGAUGGACCCUAACAAUGGAGGAAACAAUUCCAGUAAUAACCCUAACCUUGCCAAGCAGCGGCUGCGUUGGACUAAUGAACUACAUGAGCGUUUUGUUGACGCCGUGGCACAGCUAGGCGGACCUGAUAGGGCUACACCGAAAGGUGUUCUUAGAGUUAUGGGCGUUCAAGGCUUAACAAUAUAUCAUGUCAAGAGUCAUUUACAGAAAUAUCGACUUGCAAAAUACCUGCCUGACUCCUCAUCUGACGGACAUAAAUCGGAGAAGAAAGGACCAGCAGAAGGCCUUUCCAGUUCAGAUGGUUCAUCAGGAUUGCAAAUCAGUGAGGCACUCAAGCUGCAGAUGGAAGUCCAAAAACGACUGCAUGAACAGUUAGAGGUGCAGAAACAACUUCAGCUAAGAAUCGAAGCACAAGGAAAGUACCUGAAGAAGAUCAUUGAAGAGCAACAAAAACUUGGUGGAAUCCUCGGGGAUUCUGGAGAUGAUUGCACAGGAUCAGACAAGAAGGUGGGACCAGGAACCCCUAUUCUUACAACUGAGUGCCCCCGUCAAGAUAAAGCUGCAAAGGAUUUGGGCCCAGCAAAGAGUCAGUCGGUUGAUGAUUCAUUUUCUUCUCAUCAUGAGCCGUCGACUCCUGAUUCUGGGCAUUGUCCCAUACCUGAGCACAAUAAUGAAGGUCAGUGGUCAUCCAAAAAGCGGAGGGUCGAGAACCCGUUUGCCAAGGAAGAGAUGGUUCUUCCACUCCAAAUACUCGAGUCAAGCUUGAACUCAUCCUACUAGCAACUUCGUUCAAUCUACCUUGGAGUCUUCGACAAGGCGUCUCUUCCCUUGAGCACGACCUAUUCUGUUAUUACUAUACAAAUGCUGAUAGUUUACAAUGAUGUAGACCAGAUGUUUUCGAUGGUUAUUGUGUAUUUGUACAAGAUUUGCUUUAGACCAUCUUAGUAAUUGUUUAGCUGAAACUGUGGAAUGGGAGCACUCUGUUAGAUGCGGUUGCAAAUGAUUUUUAAGAGAUGCA